UGUUUUUGAUUGGUUUAGCGGCUUGCGGAAAAAUAAAGGAGAGUUGAUCUAACGCGAGUACUAGUUGGUUAUUUGACCGUCAUUGAUGUAAAAUCUGGAGUCCCUCAGUCCAGCCUUUUAUGGAUCACCCCUAUGAAGAAACAGGGUUACAAUGGGACAGAGUACCUCGGAACAAGAGGUCCAAACAGAUGGCUCAGAGGACAAGUUUAAUGACAAGACAUUUGUGGAGGAGGAACUCCAGACCAGCAUGAUGAUGGGGAUCGUAAUUGGUGCUGGCGUCGCCAUAAUCAUCAUCGCCAUCCUCAUCUUCUUCAUCCUGCGGCGGAUCCACCUUCGAAACCUAGAAGCACAGGAGGCUCCCAAGUAUCGCUUUCGUAAGAGGGACAAAGUCAUGUUCUAUGGGCGAAAGAUCAUGCGUAAAGUCUCCCAGUCUACCUCCUCCCUGGUGGGUACAUCCUCCUCCUCUCGACCACGCCUGAAAAAGAAGCAGAAGAUGCUCAACAUUGCCAAAAAGAUCCUGCGCUUUAAGAAGGAAGUGCCUACAUUGCAGGCCAAGGAGCCUCCUCCCUCCGUACUGGAGGCAGAUCUUACUGAGUUUGACGUGGCCAACUCUCACCUUCCUUCUGAGGUGCUUUAUAUGCUUAAAAAUGUCCGUGUGCUGGGCCACUUUGAGAAGCCGCUCUUUCUAGAGCUCUGCAAGCAUAUGGUGUUUGUACAAUUCCAACAAGGGGAGUAUGUCUUCAGGCCGGGCCAGCCAGACAGCAGCAUCUACGUAGUUCAAGAUGGAAAACUAGAAUUGUGCCUUACUGGAACGGAUGGCAAAGAAAGUGUGGUGAAGGAGGUUUUCCCUGGAGACAGUGUCCACAGCCUCCUUAGCAUUCUGGAUGUCAUCACGGGCCACCAGAAACCUUACAGAACAGUGUCGGCACGGGCUGCUGAGGUUUCCACUGUUCUUCGGUUACCAGUAGAAGCCUUCCUGUCUAUAUUUGAGAAGUACCCUGAGAGCCUGGUGCGGGUAGUACAGAUUAUCAUGGUUCGUCUCCAGAGAGUAACAGUUUUAGCCCUGCACAACUACUUGGGCCUAACAAAUGAGCUCUUCAGCCAUGAAUUGCAUCCCUCACGUCAGCCCCCUCCGUCUCCUCACCCGACCCGCACCAGUCCCAUCCGCCACGGCAAGCGCUUUGGCAGCCUGACAGUGCCUGAGGAGCAACGCGAAGCUGCCAUAAAAGGUGAUUUGGUUGGAGAUCAAGCAAAGGAUGGAGCUACUCUUAGUAGGACCAUCUCCAUGCCUGUGGAUAUUGCUGGUAUACAGAAAGGUCUGAGAUCAGACUUUGACAUGGCAUAUGAAAGGGGACGGAUCUCUGUGUCUGCAGAAGAUGGCAACACCCCACCCAACUUUACUCGGUCUGUUUCCCAGGACCACCGGGAGAGGAAGGUGACUGUGGAUGAGGUUCCUUCAGGGAUCUACCUGUAUCCAGAGGAAGAGACAGGAGUGGACAAUAUUUUCACAACUAUAACCUGUCGAUCUAGUUCAGCAUUGUUUGAGGAAGCUCAGAAAGAGGUCCUUAAGCUCAUGGGGAUUGAGGACCCCUCUCUGUUAAAUGGAAAAGUUACCUUACAUCAAGCUAAAGCUGGAGCUGUCUUGGCCAGACAGGGAGACCAGGACGUGAGUCUGCACUUUGUUCUGUCUGGUUGCCUGCAUGUCUAUCAGCGGAUGAUAAAUAAGCAAGAAGCCGUCUGCCUAUUUGUGACCCACCCAGGGGAGAUGGUGGGACAGCUCGCUGUGCUUACUGGCGAGCCUCUCAUUUUCACCAUUAAGGCCAUUCGAGACUGUACUUACCUCAAGAUAUCAAAAUCUGAUUUCUAUGAGAUUAUGAGGGAGCAGCCCAGUGUGGUGUUGAGUGCAGCACACACUGUGGCCAUCCGGAUGUCACCAUUUGUCAGACAGAUGGACUUUGCUAUUGACUGGAUGGCUGUGGAAGCAGGUAGAGCCCUCUACAGACAAGAUGAUAAGUCAGACUGCACAUAUAUUGUUCUGAAUGGACGUCUGCGUUCAGUCAUCCGUAAGGCAAAUGGCAAGAAAGAACUAGUGGGGGAAUAUGGAAGAGGAGAGCUCAUUGGAGUGGUGGAGGCGUUGACCAGACAGCCCAGAGCCACCACUGUGCAUGCUGUAAGAGACACUGAACUGGUCAAGCUGCCUGAGGGAACACUCAACAACAUCAAAAGAAGAUAUCCUCAGGUGGUGACGAGGUUGAUCCACUUAUUGGGCCAGAAAAUUCUGGGGAACCUUCAGCAGGGUCGAGGACCAUUCUCGGGCUCAACCCUGCGUCUGCCAAGUACGACCACCAGUGCUGAUGUAACCAACCCUGCCAGCAACCUCUCUACUGUGGCUGUGUUACCAGUAUGUGAUGAAGUGCCAAUCAAUGCGUUCAACUUGGAGCUUAGCCAUGCCCUCAGUGCCAUUGGGCCAACUUUGCUAUUGACCAGUGACAUAAUUAGAGAGCGACUUGGAGCAUCUGCUUUAGACAGCAUCUAUGAGUACCGCCUCUCCGGCUGGCUGGCCCAGCAGGAAGACAUCAAUCGAAUUGUCUUGUACCAGACAGACAACAGCAUGACCCCAUGGACUCAGCGCUGCAUUCGCCAGGCAGAUUGCAUCCUUAUUGUUGGCCUGGGAGACCAGGAACCGACCCUAGGAGAGUUGGAGCAGAUGCUGGAGAACACAGCAGUCCGUGCAUUGAAACAGCUCAUCCUUCUUCACAGAGAGGAUAGUCCAGGUCCUUCCAGGACAGUCGAGUGGCUUAACAUGCGUAGCUGGUGCUCAGGGCAUCUUCACCUUAAGUGCCCUCGCAGGGUCUUUUCCAGACGCAGCCCUAGCAAACUGAGAGACGUUUACGAAAAGGUUUUUGAGAAAACAGCAGAUAGACACAGUGAUUUUUCUCGGCUAGCCCGAGAGCUGACUGGUAACAGUAUAGCCCUUGUGCUGGGAGGAGGUGGAGCAAGAGGUUGUUCUCACGUGGGUGUAAUUAAAGCUAUGGAGGAAGCGGGGAUUCCCAUUGACAUUGUUGGCGGAACAUCUAUCGGAUCAUUCAUUGGAGCGCUGUACGCUGAGGAGAGAAGUGCUGUCAGAACCAAGCAGAGAGCCAGAGAGUGGUCAAAGGCCAUGAACUCGGUAUUCAAAACAGUCCUGGACCUGACCUAUCCCAUCACCUCCAUGUUCUCCGGCUCUGCAUUCAACACCAGCAUCUACAAAGUUUUUCAGGACAAGCAAGCUGAGGACUUGUGGCUGCCAUAUUUCAACGUCACUACAGAUAUCACAGCGUCCGCCAUGCGUGUUCACCAAGAUGGUUGCGUCUGGCGGUAUGUUAGAGCCAGCGCCUCCUACACCCCGUAUUUACCUCCCCUCUGCGACCCCAAGGAUGGCCACUUGCUUGUGGACGGUUGCUAUGUAAACAAUGUCCCAGCGGAUAUUGCGAGGAACAUGGGCGCCAAAACAGUCAUUGCCAUCGACGUGGGCAGCCAGGAUGAAACAGACCUCUGUAACUAUGGCGACUGUCUGUCUGGCUGGUGGUUGCUGUGGAAACGAAUCAAUCCCUGGGCUGAAAAAGUCAAGGUGCCAGAUAUGGCAGAGAUCCAGUCUCGACUGGCCUAUGUGUCUUGUGUGCGGCAAUUAGAGGUGGUCAAGAAGAGUGCUUAUUGCGAGUACAUUCGACCGCCCAUUGAUCGUUUCAAGACCAUGGACUUUGGCAAGUUUGAUGAGAUUUAUGAUGUGGGCUUCCAGCACGGUAAGCUGGUGUUCACUGGCUGGGCCCGAGGUGACAUCAUUGAAAACAUGCUGAGGGACCAUCGAUCGGCCGACUACAACGACAGCAAAAGAGUUGACUCAUGCACAUAUCAAGGAGCUGACUUCACAGAUCUUGCAGAGAUUGUAUCCAGGAUAGAGCCAGUCCAAAACUACGUUUCUGCUGAGGCGGAGGAGUCGGACUGUCUGACGGAAUAUGAGGAGGAUGGGAUGGACACUGUGAGAGAGGAGGAAGGGCAGGAGGAGGAAGAAGAGGCAGAAGACCUAGAGGACCUGUCCCCUGGAGAGUGGGGGCCAAACGGAAUCUUCCAGACUGAUGAGGAGAAAUCUGUGAGGCAACGUAGGAAACUUACAAGUGACACCUCAGAAGUCUCUGACUGCUGACAACAAGCUGCAGCGGAAGAUUUUGAAGUGGCUCAUCAAGGGCCAAGAGAAAAACAAACUCAAACAAUGUGCUCCACUCCAGAUUUUUUUUUUUUUAUUUUAUUUUAUUUUUUUUUAAAAACAUUUUUUUGUUGUUUUUUUUUUUUUUUUUUUUUUUUGAACUCAUCCCCUAAGCUGUCUCAGCACCUCUGACUUAACCGGAAGUGGCUUCUUCUUUCUGCCCCACAAGGAGUUAAGUGGAUUUUUCAAAAAUGGCUUUUAAGGGGGCCCUCUCACUUCACGUACUCUGCUUCCUCAAACCCCAGAAGGACUCCAAUAACCAACCCCACACAGGAGGACCUUGCACACAACUGCAGUGUUUGGCUAAGAAAUGGCCAGAAAGACACUUCGAUGCAUGCCUCCAGCGUAUUUAUAUACACUGUGUGUGUCUGUGAUGCUUGAAUAUUGAAAUAGUACCAGGACACUGGAAGAUGGAUAUGUCAGGAAACUGCAGGAGGGAUGAAAUGUUGACAACUUGACAUUCGAAGUCACAUCAGGAAAGGUUGUAAGUAUUAGGAAGACGAUGGAUGAUGAAAUGGAUAUUGAAAGUCAAAGAUGGGAAAGGGAUUUUAGAUUGUUUCGAAAUGCGUCUACAAGGAAGUUAAAAAAACGAGAUGGACACUCACUGGUCCAUCUCGUUUUUUUAAAAUUAAAUUUAUUUAAGACUAACGCACACUGGCAGCUCGCUUUUGGUAGUUGUAAGGGAAGAGGAGAGCGAAUGAAUGUGUGAUGGAACUUUGGAUUCAUUGAGCUGCUUUCAGUGAUCCGAGUGGUUUGGAUGACAAAAUCCAGCCCAAAUCCAGGUGUUCCAUCCCUGUGCCCCUUUUGUCACAAAGUCCAGUUUCAUUUUGAAGGUACAAAAACUCCCUGCAGCUUAUGGUCCUACUGUACUGGUAAAUCAAAAGCACCCUGAUUAAAACUGAUUAUCACCUCAUAUAACUGAAAUGAUAUGGACUACCUUGUGUUGACAGUCAUGCGUUUAUGCGAGGUGUACAUUUCUGAUACUUAGUUGCAAAACCGACAUCCAAAGAAACGUGAUGUCAAACAACUGUACAGUUUAUUUGACAGGUCUUGUUUUAUUUUUAUUUUUUAACUGAUUUAAUGUUAUUAACUACUGAUUUUAAUUGAUGUUUUUUUGUGAACUUCCUUAAAUUGUGAUGUGGGUUUUAAUUUGCUUUGAAUGGUAACUGAAAUAGUGACAAUAUUCCUUCCUCAUCAGAUGCUUUGUUUCGAUUCAUUAUUCACGUUGCGAUCCCAAAGCAGCAAACAUGAGAAGCUAAAGAUUAAGAAUGAUUUAAUAUGCACAUUGUAAAAUAAACAUGCAUUAUGCCAUA
Phyllopteryx taeniolatus (common seadragon) is the source of this 5556-nucleotide messenger RNA. It is a transcript of the gene pnpla6, whose product is annotated as patatin-like phospholipase domain containing 6. Bases 152 to 4183 code for a protein of 1343 amino acids. The record is from RefSeq and is a predicted model, not a curated record. Gene Ontology annotation, cellular component: endoplasmic reticulum. The transcript is spliced from 36 exons. Gene Ontology annotation, biological process: phosphatidylcholine metabolic process. Gene Ontology annotation, molecular function: phosphatidylcholine lysophospholipase A1 activity. NCBI's taxonomy places the organism in Eukaryota, Metazoa, Chordata, Actinopteri, Syngnathiformes, Syngnathidae.